CCAUUUCCUAUGCCAGCUAACGGGAAGGUUGAGCUUAACAAAUUGAUGGACGCAGUGACAGCUGUUACAGGAGGAGAAGUUAAUGUCAGUGAUAUCAAAUAAUCUGGGAAAAAUGGGGAGAGAGCUUACAGAUAAAGAAUGCUUGGAGCUAGAGAAAUAUCUGCCAGUUGAUGCUGAUGGAAAGGUGUACCUGGAUAGGUUGAUGGAUGGUGUGAAAACCCUUAAGGGAGGGAUCGUUGAUGUCCAUAAACUGGACACGGUUUUGCAAAACAUGGGAAUGAAACUUACAAAAUCGGAAAGUAAAGACUUGAUAAAGAACCUGCCUGUUGAUGGAGGAAUGGUUAAAGUCAAUAACCUAGACAAUGUUCUGGAAAACCUGGGGAUUGAACUCACAGAAAAGGAACAAGAAGAUCUGAUAGAAAAUCUUCCACUUGAUGUUCAUGGGAACGUUGAUCUUGAUAAGUUGAUGGAUGGAGUGAAAGCUCUUACAGGAAGGGAGAUUAAUGUCAGUGAUGUGGAAUAUGUUCUGGAAAACAUGGGGAUAGAGCUCACAGGAAAGGAAUGGUUAAAGCUGCUGAAACAUCUGCCAAUAGAUGCAGAUGGAAAGAUCUAUCAAAAUAGGCUGAUGGAUGGUAUGACGUCUCUCAGAGUUUUGAAGUUUGUCAUCAAAAAGCUUUAACUGUUCCAUCAAGAUUUGUAGCUCUGGCCCAGCAGAGGCACUCAGCAAAUCAUUGUCAGAUGAAAGAACGGGUGAGCCGAGGGCUGUGUCUGACAGUGGCUGCCUAACCUCGGGGGAGGACCUCUGGACGUGGAGGACCUUUGGGAGCAUCACGGCCCAUCUGGAUUCGGACGAACCACCUUCCCAGCGCUCCCUAGCUGCAAGGGGCUAGUGGCUGUGACAGCUCAGGUCAUCGGAAUGGGGAUGAGAGCGCAGGGAAACGAGUGAGGCACUUGCCUUGGCCAAAAACUUUCAGGGAGCACCAAAAACCCAGUAAUCAAAGUAAAUCUCUGCAUCAUCUUAGUAUCCAGGUAAGAGGAAUUGUAUUAAAAGAUUACUUUUCUUGAUUGCUGGAGAGCAUUUGGCGGGGGGGGGGAUCCCUUAAAUGUUCCCCCCAAGGUGAGUGUCUCACUGGCCUCCCCUAGUCCUGGCCCCGGAUAACACCCACCUCAUGGGGCUGUGGAGGGGAUUAAACGAGUUAAUGCCCACGGAGCGCUCAGCAGAGGCGCGGGCGCUGGAAAGGGCUCAAGGCAGCACCUGCCAUCAGGCUUCCUGCGCCGCAGGGGGAAACGACCCCUCGGGUUUCAGUCCUGCAUCGAUCAUACCUUCUAGCUCUUCUGGAUCCAGUGAAAGAAGUAGAAACUCCCCAACUAAAGUGAAGUCGUGUUGGGAAGGAGGAUGGGAAAGGCAAACGCGGACUGGGCAGCCAGCGGCCUUUGCCACAGAGAAACGUUGCCGCUGGGAAACGUUAUCCCCACUCUGCCAGAAGCCUGGAUGCCCAGAGCGUCCGUGGCAGUCCCUCUCCUCUCCGGUGUCCUGCCACCCCAGGCCAGGUCUUCCCCUCUUCACCCUUGGAUCCGGCCGGGACCCCCUAAGGGCUUCUCCGGUUCAGCCUGUUCUGCACACCUUUUAUUCACUCAACAAACGUUUGCUGUGCACCUACUCCAGGCUGGGCACUGGGCUACUGCUGGGAUGAUACAGAGAUAAGCGCUGAUGGAGGUCACCGCUCUCAAUGACCUCAGAUUUCAGUGGCGGAGAUAAAG
Messenger RNA from Hippopotamus amphibius kiboko, 1761 nucleotides. RefSeq names its product calmodulin-beta-like. NCBI's taxonomy places the organism in Eukaryota, Metazoa, Chordata, Mammalia, Artiodactyla, Hippopotamidae. The coding region runs from base 83 to 679 and encodes 198 amino acids. The record is from RefSeq and is a predicted model, not a curated record. The transcript is spliced from 12 exons.